Molecule: messenger RNA, 393 nt
Organism: Thlaspi arvense
Lineage: Eukaryota; Viridiplantae; Streptophyta; Magnoliopsida; Brassicales; Brassicaceae
Source: the annotation of a GenBank genome assembly
CCUCCCGUCUCUCCUCCAACCAAGCGACCGGUUUACCCGCCGAAGUUCAACAGGAGUCUAGUCGCCAUUCGGGGUAGGGUUUACUGCAGAAGCUGCAAAUACGCUUAUUCCGGGCCCAAAACACUCAAUGACGCUAAACCCGUUGAAGGUGCUGUGGUGAGACUAAAGGACAUAAUCGCAGAGACAAAGACGGGCAAGAACGGAGACUUCUUGCUUUUGGCUCCUAAGACGGUGACGAACUUCGGUAUCAGGGGAUGCCGUGUGUAUCUGGUGAAAUCAAAGGACUACAAGUGCAACAAAGUCUCCAAGCUUAUGGAUGGAGAUGUCGGUGCCGUACUCGAGCCGGAGAGAACGCCUGGAAAAUCUGCGGUGAGUACAACUCAUUUUUCGUAG